Molecule: messenger RNA, 2373 nt
Organism: Parathielavia appendiculata
Lineage: Eukaryota; Fungi; Ascomycota; Sordariomycetes; Sordariales; Chaetomiaceae
Exons: 1
Coding region: 346-2250 (634 amino acids)
Source: RefSeq, a predicted model, not a curated record
UCUGCAGAAAUCCUUCAGAAGCACCCCGCAAUUCUUUGUGGGGAAGGUGAACGAUCAGACAAUCCGCGAGAUCCGGGGUACGAUUCUCAGUAUGCAGGCCAGGACACCACACGAAUACGCGUAUUGAGGCAGCCUCUUGGAUGGUCUGGGUCACGACUGGGUUCGGACGAACUUGGUCUCCUCGCAGCUCGCGACCCUCAACACCGACGACACGGAAACAUAAGGUCCACGGUGAUGAGACGUUGCUGGAAGAUAAAACAGGCUUUGUUGCCCGGGUAUAUCGGUGCGUUUUCAUGAUGCUUUCUCCAGGCCUCUCCCGGUGAAUCGCGUCUGGUCACCUCCACCAUGCGCAUUCUUCGCAGUCUUCUCUCCGUCAUUACCAUUGCCGUCGCGGCUUCCGGUCAAGACGUCGACGCGGCAUCGACAUCCCAAAGGCCUCCAAGGCCGGAGCCUAUUGAUGUGGUUGAGCUUCCCCUGCCACCCGUUGCACCGAGCCGCGCCGAGGGGGCCUGUACGCCUCUCAUCAACCCGCGGCGGACCGGGUGCAUCGGUAUCGAGACUCUCAGCUUCCAGGCCGGUGAUUUCACCCCGGACGGGAACCACGUCAUUGUCAACGUCGAGUUUGUCGGCGCGCCCGCGGCCCCCAACCCGGCCAGCAUCUACGCGGGCGAGCAGCUGAUCCUCAUCAAGGCUGACGGCACCACCUUCCCCAACGGCGAUCCAUGGAAGUGCCUCAGCUGCGGCGUACCCCCUGAUCAGGCCCGGUCGCUCGACCCAGAGAGGGACUAUCCCCACGUGUUCCGGAGCGGAAAGAAGGCUCUCUGGGGCCACAAUAUCCUCGACUGUGGCGGAGUCGACUUGGCCAGCGACGGGUGCACUGCGAAUCGGACACACAUCUAUCCAAUCCACUGGCCCAUCACUGUGGAUGGUUCCGGCCGGGGCGGCGUCCCCCGUGAGCUGCGCCUGCACCCUGACGACGUGCACAUGGGCUGGAGCUCGUUCACCGCGAACGGCGGCCAGUUCUGCUACUUUGGCCGCCUCCAGUUCAACGCUAAUCCCACCGUGGGCGAGCCUCUUGCUCCUCGCUACGACCUCGUCAACGUGAGCCUGUUGGACGCUCGGGACGAAAAGCUGAGAGCACCCAUCGCGGCUGAGGGCGGCGAGCUGCGCGUCAACCGCGCUGCCAUCACGGUGGGCGAACUCCGUGGUUUCAGCGGCGCCGGCGACGAGAUUCUCUACAUUGGUGCGCCGUGGGAGGCCAACAACAUUGACGUACUUGCCGUCCACGUCGUGACGGGAGCUGUGCGGCGUCUCACCAGCCACCCGGACUACACCGACCCCGUCGCCUUCUCCCCCGACAACAAGUGGUUUGUCGCAAUGGACACGCGCGUGUCCCAGCGGCAGAUGUGGAUGUCAGGCAUGCGCUGGCUGCCCCCGCUGGUCGACAUCGUCGCCGUGACGGCCGCAUCCUCCACGCGCAACAACCACGAGCGCCGAUUCUUCCAGCCCAUUCUCAUCGACCGCUACGGAGACCGCGGCGACUACUUCGGCCAGCAAGUCAACGCGGGCGGCGACGGAAGCAACGGCAGCGCCAACGACCCGAACUGGAACGGCAGAGCCGAUCCCGCCUUCUCCCAUGACGGCACCAAGAUCGUCUACUGGCAGGCGCUGGUGGUCCCGCCGGCCUGCGGCGGCGCCAACCCCCUGCCCUGCCCGGUCUCGACAGCCGAAGGCGGCCGGACAUACCGCGUCAUGCUCGCCCGACUCACCAGUCGGAAACCAGGCAAGCCGGUCAAGGUCUUUGACGUUCCGGAUUACAUCCCCUGGGCCACGCCAUUCCCGCCGGGCUCUACGCUCCCCGAAUCGCCGUACAGCUUGCUGCCCGGCAACUACACCAUCCGCGGUCGCGUCUCCGGGGACGCCGACGUGGUCCUCGGUGAAGACCCAGUGAUUGCCGGCCGCAUCGGGUCAGUCUCGGUUACGUACCAGAACUAUUCCGACGAACGCGGCUACGUCGUGAACGGCCACGAGCAAGUCUCGGUCGAGAUUAAGCUCCCUGACGUCUGGAAUAACCUGGUCCACUGGUACUCGGACAUUGUGCAGACGGGCGUGGUCCGGGCGACCAAGAAGACGAGCCCUGGCGGGUUCCAUCUCGAGAUCCAUGCUGUGACCAACGUGUUUCAGGCAAAUGGCACGUUGACGACGACGAUCAACGGGGUGGAGUACAAGCAGCCGGCAAAUGGAACUUGAGAAGUUGCGGCGAGAAUAUGUGACAGCAUGCCUUGACGCUGAAUCUGUACUUAGGUACUCAACCGACAAAGAGGGAGGAUAGCAAUCUACGUAGUCGGAACUGUGAUCGGAAAGAAAUUUCUC